GACACCGCAACCCCGGGCCGCGCCCCCACCGCCCGGGGCCGCCCCCCCACCCAAUGGAGAACUUCCAGAAGGUGGAGAAGAUCGGGGAGGGCACGUACGGCGUCGUAUACAAGGCCCGGAACAAGGUCACGGGCGAGGUGGUGGCGCUGAAGAAGAUCCGGCUGGACACGGAAACCGAGGGCGUCCCCAGCACGGCCAUCCGAGAGAUCUCGCUGCUGAAGGAGCUCAACCACCCCAACAUCGUCAAACUGCUGGAUGUGAUCCACACGGAGAACAAGCUCUACCUGGUCUUUGAGUUCCUGCACCAGGACCUGAAGAAGUUCAUGGAUGCAUCGUCCCUGGGCGGCAUCGCGCUGCCGCUCAUCAAGAGCUACCUGUUCCAGCUGCUGCAAGGCCUGGCCUUCUGCCACGCACACCGCGUGCUGCACCGAGACCUCAAGCCUCAGAACCUGCUCAUCAAUGCCGACGGUGCCAUCAAGCUGGCUGACUUUGGGCUGGCACGCGCCUUUGGGGUGCCUGUGCGCACCUACACGCACGAGGUGGUGACGUUGUGGUACCGAGCGCCUGAGAUCCUGCUGGGCUGCAAGUAUUAUUCGACUGCUGUGGACAUCUGGAGCCUGGGCUGCAUUUUCGCCGAGAUGGUGACGCGGCGCGCGCUCUUCCCCGGGGAUUCAGAGAUCGAUCAGCUCUUCCGUAUCUUCCGCACGCUGGGGACUCCGGAUGAGGCCGCCUGGCCCGGCGUCACCGCCCUGCCCGACUACAAGCCCAGCUUCCCCAAGUGGGCCCGGCAGGAUCUGGGCAAGGUGGUGCCGCCGCUGGAUGAGGAGGGCCGCAAGCUGCUGGCGCAAAUGCUGCACUACGAUCCCAACAAACGCAUCUCGGCCAAGGCAGCGCUGGGCCAUCCCUUCUUCCGUGAUGUCACCAGGGCUGUCCCCCACCUGCGCCUGUGAGCACUGGGCUGGGGGUGGGCACGUUGGCUGCAGACAGCGCGAGCGCAGAGUGGGACACUGGGACCCCCGGCCCCCAGGACUGCUCGGGGCGGGGACCCCCCCUUUGCCUGGGCUCUCGGGCACUUACAGCUGAGGGUGAGGUGGGAGGGCGAGGGACAGAGCCUUCCCCCUCCCUUUGUCCCCCUCUCCUCCAUCCCCGGGGUGGCAGUGGGGGUCCACCUCUUCCCUCCCCCCCGCGGGCUUUUCCUCGCUGACUUUUGUAACUUUUUUGCCAUUUUGUAGUUGACAUUUAAAGCCCUUUGUGCAGCUCC
Molecule: messenger RNA, 1261 nt
Organism: Lagopus leucura (white-tailed ptarmigan)
Lineage: Eukaryota; Metazoa; Chordata; Aves; Galliformes; Phasianidae
Gene: CDK2
Product: cyclin dependent kinase 2
Exons: 7
Coding region: 54-950 (298 amino acids)
Biological process (GO): protein phosphorylation; G1/S transition of mitotic cell cycle; regulation of gene expression
Cellular component (GO): cyclin-dependent protein kinase holoenzyme complex; nucleus; cytoplasm
Molecular function (GO): cyclin-dependent protein serine/threonine kinase activity; ATP binding; cyclin binding
Source: RefSeq, a predicted model, not a curated record